Messenger RNA from Pochonia chlamydosporia 170, 567 nucleotides. RefSeq lists its product as hypothetical. The transcript has a single exon. The record is from RefSeq and is a predicted model, not a curated record. NCBI's taxonomy places the organism in Eukaryota, Fungi, Ascomycota, Sordariomycetes, Hypocreales, Clavicipitaceae. The coding region runs from base 1 to 567 and encodes 188 amino acids.
AUGCUGAGGUCGGUGAAAAGAUUCAUCCCUGAAGAAGCCAAGCGAUUUGUCGGUGCCGACGGCAAGCUUCAGACUACGCAACAAAACCUAGACUUUCUGGUUGAACAUGGUCUUGAAGUCGAUAAUGGACGCAUGAUUCGAAUAUCCGCAGGCUCGGAGCUGUCCAGAGCUGCUACAAAUUACUCUGUCACCGUCGCGUACAGCCCUCGACACAUUAUCCACCCAUUUGACCUUCGUUACUUUGACCCUCGAGGCCACCCCAUGGCAGCCAUGGUGCGGGUCAAAUAUGCCCAAAAAACGCAAGAAGAGCCCUUGUGGAUCAUGGUAACUGCGGCUGGGGGUUCGCCUGCCGUGGUGCGCUCAGUAACCCAACGUCGAUUUACAAGAUGCCUGCACGACGCCUUUCGAGAACUACGAUCUGAGCCGGGGCCUAAACGUCAAGUUGCCCGCAGGAUGCAGGGAACUCUUUGGAUCACAUUCCACAAUCCCAUCAAAGCAGCUAGACAUUCACCGGAGCGGUUUGGGCGGGUUAUAGCCAACGGUUUGGUUCGGUACUGUACUGAGUGA